Temnothorax curvispinosus is the source of this 1607-nucleotide messenger RNA. RefSeq names its product tudor domain-containing protein 7-like. The record is from RefSeq and is a predicted model, not a curated record. The transcript has 4 exons. NCBI's taxonomy places the organism in Eukaryota, Metazoa, Arthropoda, Insecta, Hymenoptera, Formicidae. Bases 39 to 428 code for a protein of 129 amino acids.
CUUCUACCCGUAUCAGGAACUUUCCUCAAAAUGACGUGAUGACGUCAGACGAUAAAGUUGACGAAAUAUCGGUGGUUGAAUUGAAACACAGCAGAAAAUACUUGGGGGUAUACGUUGUAGAAGUGUUUCAUCCAAGCUUUUUUUGGAUACAUCUUCAAGAAAAUAAAAGAGAUUUUGAACAAAUGAUGGAUAAACUAUCGGAUUUUUACGAGUGUAACAAAAGUAAAUUUAUCAUUGCCAAACUUGCUUUGAAAAAGGACCUAAAUUGUGCGUGUAUUUACGGCAAUAGGUGGCAUCGAGCGAUCAUUAGGAGUGUACAGUCAGAUUUUAAAGUAACGGUAUUCUUUUAUGAUUACGGUACCAUGGAGACAUAUACAUCCGAGGAUAUAUAUUAUUUGCAUAAACAGUUUGCCUUUUUACCGGCUUAAGCAAUACCUUGCGGCUUAUUUAAGAUUAAACCAAGUGUUGGUGAUCACUGGAAAAGGAGCGUAGCUGAAAAAUUCUACGAAAAAGUUGAGGAUAUUUUUUUAACUGCAACCAUAAUUACUAUUGAUUCUGAGCACAAUUCCAUGAUGGUCAUUUUGACCGAUACAACCGAAGGAGAGGAUGUGCAUAUAAACGAUUAGUUAGUGAAUGAAAGACUAGCACAAGUGGGUAUGUCAGACGUGGUAUAUUAUAUGACCGCUGAUAAUAUCAAAUUUUCCAAGUCUAUUAGUAAAUUUAAUGUGGGAAACGACGUAAACCAUGUAAAUAAAUUACGAUGUAGAAAUAAUUUGAUUUCGCGUGCGAAGAGAACGCAUAAAGUAUCCACGGUAAAAAGCAAAGAUAUCGAAAAUACGACCGUCAAGUUCUUGUGUAACGUUCCAAGUAGCAAAAGAGUGUUUCUGCAAAAGAUAUGUAGUAAAUCGUUGGCGGCUAAAUCUUUACAUAACAACAAUUCUACAGCUAAGUCUCUAAAUGCCAAGUUUCCGGAUACCGAGGCUUUGGAUAUCAGAUCACAGUCGAGAAAUUAUCUGUAAAUUAGGCAGUCGAGGACAUCUACGAAAGUUCCAUUGUUGGAAAAAUUGAAAACGUUGAAUUUUAAUCGAAAAUUUGAUUUUGAACCGAGCACUUUCACAUCCGGCACAGAUGAAGAUAAUGCAAAACAAAUCGAUUCAAGUAGGAAAGUAAAAUUGCAAAAUAACGAUGAAAUAUAUAAUUUUUCCGAUUAUAUGGACUUUAGUAUAAGAGAUUCUGACGAUGAAAAUAAUGAUACGAAAGAUUUUCGCAUUAUAUCAUCAAACGACGAACAAUUUAAGGCAUCUAAUAAUACAAAAGAUUUUCGCAUUAUAUCAUCAAACGACGAACAAUCUAAGGCAUCUAACUGUAUAAAUAUAAAUAAUCACAUCAAGAUACACAACUUGGUUAAAAAAUCAAUGUCUAAGGAGUUGCCUAAAAAGUUAAUAUUAGAUGAAUCACAUAAUGAUUUCACAAUAAUUAAUUUUUUUGUCCAUAAAAACAGCGUUUCUUGCUUUUUCUAACGUUAUAAAUAAGUUUGAAAAAAAUUCACGCCACGAGACCAAAUAUCAUAUAUAUAUAUAUACAAUCAGUUUUCUUAUUAUCUUUUU